Molecule: messenger RNA, 686 nt
Organism: Cotesia glomerata
Lineage: Eukaryota; Metazoa; Arthropoda; Insecta; Hymenoptera; Braconidae
Exons: 2
Coding region: 174-686 (170 amino acids)
Source: RefSeq, a predicted model, not a curated record
GCAUAGAAGGGAUUCUAAAUAGUAAAGUUACAGUUUGUCAAAAACAUCGAUAAUUUCAGGCAUCAUUUCAUGUAUAAAUAAAGGAAAAAUAUUCCAUUGUCCGUCAGUACAAUUUGAUAACUUGAAGAAUUUUCUAAUAUUUUAUUGAAAGAACCAUCAUCGAGUUGAGAAAUAUGUUGAUUCGAGUAUUAGUCGCGGUAAUACUGGCAUUUUUCAGCCAAGAGGUCUACCUAACGCCAAUAAUCAGCACGACAGAACAGCCAGAACCAGAAGGUUAUAUCGAGCUUGAUCCACCAUUCAUCAGAAUGUUAACACCAAAUAAACCAGAUCGUAUUUUACAAAAGGAAGAUUAUAUAAAUUUGAUACAUUUCGUGAAGCCUAAUUCAUCGGAUCCUGUGUUGUUCGAAUUCGUGGGACCUAAUGGUUGGUCCGAGAUUCUAACUGACCAUCAAUUACAUCGUAUGGUCGAUGGUUAUGUGAUAGCAAUUAUAACAAGUAAACACGCUGAUGAAUUAAGGUCUCCAGGUUUUGGACACUCUUUUCUCAGUGUUAAAAAUGACGGUUCACUUAAAUAUUUUAAAAUAAAUUUAACACUAACAGAAGCGAUAAAAAAAUUGCCGCUCAAUUAUCCGAAUAAUUUUGUGACGUCAAAAUUCCCUUAUCACGAUUCAUUUAUAGAGCCCUGA